Ciona intestinalis (vase tunicate) is the source of this 2547-nucleotide messenger RNA. The record is from RefSeq and is a predicted model, not a curated record. NCBI's taxonomy places the organism in Eukaryota, Metazoa, Chordata, Ascidiacea, Phlebobranchia, Cionidae.
ACCAUACAGUCGAAUUUUGCUUCUAAAUUGUUCCCCGGUCUCACUAAUAGUCUGAUACUGCAUACUGACUGUGAUAAACUGUAUAAUUUUGUGACGUAGUAUAUCGUGAAUCUAACGCAAGUCGCAGGCGAUUUCAGUAACAAUAAAAGCUCCCAACAUACCACUUUGGCAAAAAGAGCUGAUCCAAAAAAAGCGUGCAGCUCAGAAAAAACGUUCUCCGGAAAAAGCGUUUAGUGUGCCAGAAUGGAAAACAGAAUUAUUAAAACGUCUUCAUUCUAAAACUGAGUUAACAGUGGAAAAUAAAAUGGAAAAUUCUUCGGACAAAAACGUUGAUGAUGGUCAUAUUGUUAAGGUUUCAGAUAAUGUUUUUAUGAGACAAGAACAAAAGCGAAAAGCAUCCGUCAGCCAAACAGUCAACCAUGUAUCAAAUCAAAAUCAAGUGGUUCCACCAUUAUCACCAGGCUAUCACGUGACGAGAACGGAUAACAUUAUCAUCAUUGAACGAGACGACGAGUUAAACAAAGUUCUUACAUCUGAUUCCCAAUCAGCACAGUCCGUGGUUCCUAAUGAAAAAAUUGACGAAGAAAUGCCAAGUGCAGGGAUUGUUAGUCGCUUGAAGAACAAAUUUAAAGAAAGCAGCAAUGCACCAGCAGUGAUUCAGAGAUCAGCCAGUUUAGAAAACCCGAUCCUCACAGAAAACAAACAAGUUAAGUCACCAACAAAAUCAGAUCAUUCGCUGACUUUUUCUCUUCCGGCAAGAAGUGUUUCUCAGUGUGAGCCUUUACGAUCGCCACAGCACAAUAAUACUUUAUCAUCAAAUAAAAUAAAUAGCUCCACCCACACAGUGACUUCCCCUACUUCUAAAACUGUGUCCUCACCUGAAAAGGAAACAAUUAAAAUCGACACAUCUGGGUUACAUGCUCCAGGAAUAGCAGCAACUUCUGAUGUUUCGAGACAAAAGGUAGAAAAAGUCACAUCUUCAGCAACUCCAUGUUUAACAUCUAAACCAUCUAUUCCCUUGAGAUCUGGAAGCAUUGAAAAAAAACCAAGCAACAAAAAAGCACCAACACAAAAUGCUCCACCACAAACAACCAACAACAAGAAAGAAAGUUUAAAUGAUGAUUUUUCUACAAGUUCUAAAGCACUUCAUGAAAAUGAUAAAAAUUCAAAGGUUUUAACUGGAUCACUUGUCCCAAACCAAUUUGAAAAACAGUCUUCUCAGGUUCAACCAAACAAAUCAAAUAAAGAAAACUUUGAGAUUGUUAACCUUGGUAAAACAUCUUUAGAUCCAAGCACACUUAAAUCAAAAGCUGCAAUAAUGGCAAAUGAGAUCAUGAAAGAAUCAAAAACCAUUUGUAUAAUUCCUAACCGCCAAAGUCAGACGCCUGAUCAUAAAGACGUGACAACCAAUUCCAUUCCAUCUUCAUCAGUAGACGAUGUCAUAACUGAUCAAAUUCCUAUUGUUCCGAUAAGAAAGAAGAAACAUGUUCAUACUAAACUAAUUUCUGACACUUUACCAGUUGGUUCAAUACUUGUUCAAAACGAGGAACCUAAAAAGUCAACUGCACCAACCCCAAGUAAUAAUGCUACUGGUUUAUUGUUUGGAAAAAGAGGAAUUCCAAGCAAGGGAUUCGGUGGUGGAAACAGCUUUGUUGUUGAUCCCAGAAAGUUCAAACGGGGAAAUCCAUCCCCCAAUACAACUAUUAAGAAGCAAAAUCCACCGAAUGAAUCCACAAAUACUGAAGCCAUUGCUCCUGAAUCUGUGCAACAUAAUAAGCAGGUUUGUGAAACUGAUGCACCGCCAAAAGGGAAACGUAAAUUAACAGUUGACCAAAUAACUGUGAUUGGUGGUUACGUUAAACUUGAUCGACCAACAUUAGUUUCAACAAAGAAAACUAAAGACGUGACAAGGCAUGUGAAGUUUGAUUCUGAACACAUGGAAUCCACGUUUCAUUAUCCUUCUGAAAAUUCAUUGUUAAAUGAGAGUGGCAUGAAAGGGAAUAUAAUGAACAAACCUGCAUAUGGAAAAGAAAGCAGUUUGGGUAAAUAUACUCCAAAAUAUCUUCUCUCGAUGAAAGAAACAUUGGAUGGUGAUUUGGAAACCGAUACAGUUUCUGAAGUAAAUAAUGAAGAAGAAGAGAUGCUGAAUGCUGUUCCUCUGAAAGACGAAGAUGCUUCAGCGUUUAGUUCAUCAUCUGCAGAUCUUUUAUUUUAAAUUUUUAAAUCAAUUAAUAAUCACUUUAGAAGGUAGCAACUUGAAUUUAUUUAUUAACCCUUUAAUUACUUGUGCAAUAUAUAAAAAAAAACAUUCCUGGUGAUUUAGAACUGUAAUUGUGUUCAGUGUUGAGCACUGUUUUUACAUAUGUUACAGAAAAAUGCACUUUUAUCGGUUCAUUUUAAAAACCAAUGGUGGGUUUGUGUUUAGAUAUAAAUGCACUUUUUAUAUAUGUUACUGAAGCAUUGGUUUUCUAAAUAUCAGCUUUACUUGUUUUAGUUUAUUCAAGUUGUUGUUCAAAUUUUGCAAUACAGGGGGAAUUGGUGACAAAA